Durio zibethinus is the source of this 4396-nucleotide messenger RNA. Its product is annotated as DNA topoisomerase 4 subunit B (DUF810). NCBI's taxonomy places the organism in Eukaryota, Viridiplantae, Streptophyta, Magnoliopsida, Malvales, Malvaceae. The record is from RefSeq and is a predicted model, not a curated record.
UCCUUUUAAGAAUUGAUACGUUGGCGUUCCUGGCAAUUGUACCCACAUCCUGAUCUCCAUGCUUGUUCUGUCAUUAUCUGUGACAAAAGCUAAGAAUCAGAGUUUUGUACAUAUGGGGACUGCAUUUGCAUGUAAUCCCACAUUGAAACAGCAAUGAAGGGAUAUGGUUUCAGAUAUGUCUCUCGUUUUUGCAAUUUUUAUGCAUGCAGAAUUGAAGUUGCGGCACGCUGAAAGCAAAGAUGCAGAAAAGAGCCAAAAAUACAGUGGAUAUAUGAUACGUUUAUAAGUAAAUUUUUAUUUUUUUUCUUUCCUUUUUUAGUAGCAAAAUAAAAUUAGGUUGGAGAAUUUUCAAACGGAUAUAAAAAGUAGGUGGGUUUAAAAAUAAAUAACCAAAAUAUACCUGGCGAAAGUGUAAAUAAAAUAAGCAAAAUUUAGAACAAAAAAAAAGCUGGAAAAGAAAAAAUCUCCGCCGUCCAAAUUGUCUUUUUGGAGUCAGCUUUUGGCGCUACCCAACAUUUUCUUGUGUAAUGUGAUGAAAAGAAGAAAAGAAAAAAAAAAGAAACUUGGUCCAAACUUCAAACACUACCGAUCCCUUUGCUUUCUUUUUAUCAUCUGAAAAUUCAAAAUAAGUUAUAAACAUGGACUUUUAUUUAUAAUUCGGUGUAACUUUAUGGGUAUAACCGGACGGGUAAGAUGGAGCAUGUCUCUCUGCUGCAACGUUACCGUCGCGAUCGCCGGAAGCUCUUAGAGUUCUUGUUAUCUUCCGGUUUGAUAAAGGAAAUUCGGACGCCGUCAGGCUCCUCUCCUCUCUCCGAUGCCGACUUCGACAAACUCAGCGCCGAUUACAUCCUCCACUGCGUUAAAUCCGGUGGAAUUGUUGAUGUUUCUGAAGCCACUAAGAAGUACUAUGCGGAAUCUACUUAUCCGAUACUGAUUCAUUCUAAAUUAGGGGAUUCGUAUUUUCUUACUUCUGAUCCAGAUUUCGCUGGAUCUCCUCCUCGUCGUGUGCCUCCUUCAACUACUCUCAGCAAUGCUACUAACCAUGCUUCAUCUUCAGCUAGUCAAAAGGAUUCUAUCGAGGUUAAGAACUUUGAAAUGUCUGGGGAUGACUACGGUUUGAAACACAAAGCAGAAACAGUGGUAGCUAGGGCUACUUUAGGAAAUUCUGGAAUUCCUUCUCUUGGAUUACCUAUGUUGAAAACAGGAUUAUCUGAUGAUGACUUGCGGGAAUCAGCAUACGAGUUAUUGCUUACGUCUAUGCUUUUUUCUGGGGUUGAAGUGUUUCCUGUUGAGGAUAAGAAGAAAGAAAAGAGUUCUAAAUUUUUGUCUAGAUUAAAGAGUAAAAGGGAAAAACUACAUUUGCAACCUCAGCUGUCAGAAAGACAUUCAUUACUCAUUGAUACUAUCCGUGCACAGAUGCAGAUUUCAGAAGCAAUGCAUUCAUGCAUUCAGCGAAAUAUGGUACAGCUGGCUGCAAAAAGAACACAUGGACAAAUUGAUCUUCCUCAAAUCUCGUUAGAGCUCCUUAUUGGCAUUUUCAGAUCUGAUUUUCUUAGUGAAAAGUCUUAUCUGCAAUGGAAGAGUAGACAGGUGAAUAUGUUAGAGGAACUUCUUUACUUCCCAGCUAAACUUCCAGAAACUGAACGUUUAACCAUUAAAAGUUGCCUUGCAAAGAUUAGAGAUACAAAGGAAUGGGAUGUUGCAAUGUCUCCUGCUCAACGAGUUGAGGUUAUAUCAUCUAUUAGAACGGUGGCAUCAAAAGUGUCCUCUCAGCAGGGGCAGUUUGGUCUCCAAAUUGAAACCUAUUACUGGCUUGCUGCUUAUCAUUUGAACAUUAGACUUUAUGAGAAAUUACUUUAUGGCCUCUUUGACAUUCUUGACGAAGGCCAACUCAUAGAGGAAGCAGAUGCAAUCCUGUCGCUUAUCAAACUGACUUGGUCCACUUUAGGCAUCACUCAGAAAUUGCAUAAUGCUCUAUACGGGUGGGUCCUUAUUCAACAGUUUGUUGGCACAGAUGAAGGCACUCUGUUGGAGCAUGCUGUUCUUCAGUUGCAGAGAGUCGUAUCUACUGAAGAAGAUGACUGGAAUGAAGAGCAAUAUAUGAAAAGUAUAAUAUGUUUAAAGCAAAGCAAUGGCAGUCAAACAAAGCUAAAUCUGGUGCAGGCCAUUUUUCUGUCCAUAGGCGCUUGGUGUGACAGUAAACUACAAGACUAUCAUCUACAUUUUAGUGAGAAACCUGUUAACUUCAGAAAGGUGAUGGUUUUGGCAUCAGCAAUAGGAAUGCUCUCUUCUGCUGAUCGUGCUGAGAUUAAGUUAACUAUGAAUGCAUCUAAUAAUUCUUCUGGUGGGAAAAUUAAGAAUUAUGUAGAGAAGUCUGUUGAAGCUGCAAUUGGGAGGGUGGCAAAUACCAUUCUUAAAUCGAAAGAAAAGAUGCAUCCUUUGGCUCUGCUUGCAAUCCAGCUAAGACUUGUUGCUGAGAGAGAGUCAACUAUAUUUUUCCCAGUGUUCUGUCAAUGGUCUCCUGAAUCCAUAAUGAUCUCAGUGAAGCAAUUGCACCAAUUUUAUGGGGAAAGACUGAUUCCAUUCCUAAAGGGAGUUUCAUCUCUAUCUGAAGAUGCGAGAUCAGUGCUUGCUGCUGCUUAUAUGCUGGAUCACAAACUUGGCCAGCUUUAUACUUCUGCUCUUGAAGAACAGACGGUGGACCACUCUCUGAGGCCAUAUUUGAACCAUUAUCAGAUUGAAAAAGUUUCAGGGCCAAUAAUUCUUGAUUGGGUGAUUGGUCAGCACACUCACAUAUUGGAAUGGACCAGAAGAGCAUUGGAUCUUGAGGAUUGGGAGCCCUUGUCAUUUCAUCAAAGGCAGGCAGCAUCAAUAGUUGAAGUUUUUAGGAUACUAGAGGAGACUGUGGAUCAACUUUUUGGGAUGAAUCUCCCUCUGGAUAUCACACAUUUACAAGCCCUUCUAUCCAUAGUUUUCCAUAGCUUGGAUGGGUAUUUGCAGAGAGUGCUCAACCAAUUAGUUGAGAAGAAUCAUCUGUAUCCAUCAGCCCCUCCUUUGACUCGUUAUACUGAGACAGUUAUUCCAAUAAUUAAAAAAAGGUUGAAUGAGUUCAGAGUUUUAGACGACAAUGUGCUUGAUAGAUUGAACGAAUUGACAAUACCUAAACUCUGUAUCCGGCUGAACACCCUUCAGUAUAUCCAGAAACAGGUUGGCCUACUUGAAGAUGGCAUUCGAAACUCUUGGGCACUUGUGAAGCCAUCUCUUAAUCAAAGACAGGCAGAAGUAGAGCCUGGAGAGAUUUUGGAGAGUGAUUCACUAACACAUAAUGAAGCGGUAGAUGAACUCUUUGUUACCACCUUUAACAUCAUAAGGGAUACUUCUAAAGAUAUUGGCAGAAAAAUUUGUGACUUGAUUGGAACAAGAGUUGUGUUUUGGGAUCUUAGAGAUGCAUUCCUGUUAUAUUUAUAUCGUGGCAAUGUUGAAAGUGCUCGCUUGGAAAAUUUCCUUCCCGAUUUUGAUACGGUGCUGGACAAUGUAUGUGGUUUGAUUGAUGAUGGUGUCAGGGAUCUUGUGGUUUUAAGUGUUUAUCAAGCUUCAUUGGAAGGUUUCGUUUGGGUAUUGCUUGAUGGAGGCCCUUGCCGUGCCUUCUCUGAUUCAGAUAUCAUCCUUAUGGAAGAAGACCUUAUGAUGCUAAAGGAAUUCUUCAUUGCUGAUGGAGAGGGCCUUCCACGGUCAUUAGUUGAGCAGGAAGCAAAAUUUGCUGAACACAUUCUUCACAUGUUUUCUCUUCAGACCGAAACUGUUAUUCAAAUGCUGAUGACCGCAAGUGAGCUUAUUUCAAUGGGAUUAGAUUCAAAUAAACAUGGCCACAUGAACUUGCAAGAUGCUCACACCUUAGUACGAGUCUUGUGCCACAAGAAAGAUAGGGAGGCAUCAAAGUUCUUAAAAGUGCAUUAUCAGCUACCCAUGUCUUCAGAUUACGACGAUGCUCCCUCAGGGGAUUCAACCUCAAGAUCACCUCUUAUAUCAGAUGUUCUUAAGCGAAGCACCUCAAUUCGCUGGACCAAGAAGGGCCAAACUAGUUUAAAAUCAAUGAAGAAGAAACUUCAAGAAGCAACAAAUGAAAUCAGAAAUGUGGCAAGGUGAUGUAGCUGCAAAAUCAUGUUGCAUAAAGGCUUCAUUAGUCUUUCAUCUCAAUAGAGCAUUUUUUAGCCGUUUCUUUGUGCUUGGUAAUGAGUUAGCCGCCAAAUCCUUUUUCUUUUUGUUGUUCUGUACGAGUAAAAUUCUUAAUAGUUAUAACAGUAGUUAGGCAUCAUCAUGCAUGUAUACGAUUGUCUGUGAAUGUAAUGCUGUCAGGACAAAUUCAUGUAAAUCAAACCAAGACAAAUUGAAGAUA